Molecule: messenger RNA, 639 nt
Organism: Entelurus aequoreus (snake pipefish)
Lineage: Eukaryota; Metazoa; Chordata; Actinopteri; Syngnathiformes; Syngnathidae
Product: cyclin-dependent kinase 17-like
Exons: 4
Coding region: 304-639 (111 amino acids)
Source: RefSeq, a predicted model, not a curated record
GCUUGACUGUCCCACUCCCGCUUGACCCCCCUGCGUCACGUCCAUGGUGGCUCCUAGUCCUUCCUCCUCCUCCAGACGCUUUAAUCCGCCACACCAACAACCUUCUGCUAUUUCUGCUCCGUCUGAGGACAUUCUUCCAUUUCUCUACAAGAACGCUGGCAACCAGAACCGAGCCAGAGCGGCUGCGUGUGUGUUUCUGGCUCUGCUGGCUCUGCUGGCGCUGCUGGGGUGGGCGGAGGACAUCCGGGCUCUGCUUCCGGAACUUCCGCUGGAAACCACGGAAUUGAACAUUUGCAGGCGGCCAUGGAGAAGAUGAAGAGGAUGAAGAAGCGUCUGUCAUUGACGCUGCGCUCCAGCCACAGCGUAGACGAGUCUCUUUCAGAGCUGGCCGAGCAGAUGACCAUGGAGGAUGGCGGCACCAAGGACAAUGAACCUUUCAUGAGGAAUGUUGGCCCCGCCUCCUCCCACAGCAUGCAGUCCUUCCUGCAGCAGUACACUGCAUCAGUGUCCUUCAAGAAGACUCCACUGCGACGACCUCACUCUGUCACGCUCAUCACUGGCACCCUGGGCUCCUUCAUGGCCAUACCACGCAAUGGCACUCGCUUGGGCUCCUCCCACUUCGGCGCUGGUGCCAACUGA